Messenger RNA from Dipodomys ordii (Ord's kangaroo rat), 1055 nucleotides. It is a transcript of the gene Ak6, whose product is annotated as adenylate kinase 6. Bases 85 to 828 code for a protein of 247 amino acids. Gene Ontology annotation, cellular component: cytoplasm; nucleus. Gene Ontology annotation, molecular function: ATP hydrolysis activity; ATP binding; AMP kinase activity. NCBI's taxonomy places the organism in Eukaryota, Metazoa, Chordata, Mammalia, Rodentia, Heteromyidae. The record is from RefSeq and is a predicted model, not a curated record. The transcript has 5 exons.
AGGGAGGGGGGACACCGAGGACCGAGCGACUUAGGCAUCCACCGUCCUGCCUGACCGAAAAGCGAGGAAAGGAGUUUCAUUUCCAUGGUUGCUUUUACCCCUUGCUUUCGAUCAGGUGAUGACGCAGAUCGUAGAAGGCUGGGUGAACGGCAGCCCGCGACUGGGCAGGAGACGGCGGGUGGGGAGUGCCGCCCAGGGUCUCAAGGACCCCCGGGCUGCAGGCGCCGGCGGCCGCUCCCUCUUCCGGCGGCUCUGCGUCCGCGCGUCCGGCCCGCGAGCCUGGCGUUUGCAAUCGUCGCGGCGAAGACUAUGCGGCGCCCCAACAUCCUGCUCACCGGUACACCAGGGGUUGGAAAAACCACACUAGGCAAAGAACUUGCCUCAAGAUCAGGACUGAAGUAUAUUAGUGUGGGUGAUUUAGCUCGAGAAGGGGAGUUAUAUGAUGGCUAUGAUGAAGAGUAUGAUUGUCCCAUUUUAGAUGAAGAUAGAGUAGUCGAUGAAUUAGAAAAUGAGAUGAGAGAUGGUGGUGUUAUUGUUGAUUACCAUGGCUGUGAUUUCUUCCCUGAACGCUGGUUUCAUAUAGUUUUUGUGUUGAGAACAGAUAACAGUGUUUUGUACAAAAGACUUGAAACAAGGGGUUAUAAUGAGAAGAAACUGAAAGAUAAUAUUCAGUGUGAGAUUUUUCAAGUUCUUUAUGAAGAAGCCAUAGCAUCCUACAAAGAAGAAAUUGUGCAUCAGCUGCCCAGCAAUAACCCAGAAGAGCUAGAGGAUAAUAUAAAUAAGAUUUUGAAAUGGAUUGAGCAGUGGGUGAAAGAUCAUAACUCUUAACUAUUACUGGCAGGCCAUAUUAGUCACUCACAUUAAUAUCUCUCUCACUACUUCAUAGAAAUCACCCAAGUAAUCAGUACAACAAUCUUAUUAAAUCUCUGUUACAGGUCUAGCAGAUGGAUAACAUAAAAACUAUGUCUGGGUUUUUCUCCAUGAGAAAGCUGAACAACCUCAAAAAUAAUUAACUUAAUAUUGGCUUGAUAAUAAAAAGUAUUAUUUAAUAUUUA